Messenger RNA from Rhododendron vialii, 2761 nucleotides. RefSeq names its product beta-hexosaminidase 3-like. NCBI's taxonomy places the organism in Eukaryota, Viridiplantae, Streptophyta, Magnoliopsida, Ericales, Ericaceae. Gene Ontology annotation, cellular component: membrane. Gene Ontology annotation, molecular function: beta-N-acetylhexosaminidase activity. Gene Ontology annotation, biological process: glycosaminoglycan metabolic process; carbohydrate metabolic process. Bases 153 to 1739 code for a protein of 528 amino acids. The record is from RefSeq and is a predicted model, not a curated record. The transcript has 15 exons.
UCUCUCUCUCUCUCUCUCUCGCGUGUAAUAGUGAAAAAUACGUUACCCCCUUGGCCAUUGAUUUGCUCCUCCCAGCCUCCGCCUGCGUUGAGGAAUUUGCAAAAUGAACAGUACCCUCACUUCACUGCAAAUUCCAGAGUUCAAAGUUUGUGAUGGUGAAGCUGGUGGUGGGAGUCCUUUUUCUUGGCCUUGUCUUCCAGUUAGUGGUGUCUACUGUGGAUAUCGACAGCCUAAACAUAUGGCCGAUGCCACAUUCAGUGAGCUAUGGGCAUCAAGUUUUAUACAUGAGCAAGGACUUUGAGCUAAGAACUGAAGGAAGCAAGUAUCCUGAUGCGUCGGGUAUAUUGAAGGAUGGUUUUUCCAGAUUACUUUAUGUCAUCCGUGCCUCUCACGUCGUUGAUGGUAACGUUUCCGAUUCUCAGCAGUCUCUUGUGCUCCAGGGAAUCAAUGUGCUCAUUUCCUCAGCCGAUGAUGAGUUACAAUACGGGAUUGAUGAGUCAUACAAGUUAUCCAUCACUUCAAGUGGAGAUCCAGUUUAUGCACAUCUUGAGGCACAAACAGUUUAUGGGGCUCUGCAUGGGCUGCAGACAUUCAGCCAACUUUGCCAGUUUAACUUCCAUACCAGGCUGAUUGAAGUACGUCAAACCCCAUGGGACAUUAGUGAUCAGCCAAGGUUCCCUUAUCGAGGGCUCUUAAUCGAUACCUCUCGACACUACCUGCCGCUUCCAAUUAUAAAGAAAGUUGUUGAUUCUAUGACAUACACAAAAUUGAAUGUACUUCAUUGGCACAUUGUAGACUCACAGUCUUUCCCUCUAGAGAUACCUUCAUAUCCAAAACUAUGGAAUGGAGCUUAUUCUAUUCCAGAAAGAUAUACAAUGGCUGAUGCUGCUGAGGUUGUGAGUUAUGCUCAGAGACGAGGGAUUAAUGUAUUGGCUGAGAUCGACGUCCCAGGACAUGCUCAAUCCUGGGGGACCGAUUAUCCUACCCUUUGGCCAUCACAGGAUUGUCAGCAGCCACUUGAUGUCAGCAAUGAAUUUACCUUCCAAGUAAUAGAUGGGAUUCUUUCAGAUCUCAGUAAGGUCUUCAAAUUUAAAUAUGUCCACUUGGGAGGAGAUGAAGUUAAUACCAAUUGCUGGGUAACAACUCCUCACGUAAACGACUGGUUGCAGAAGCAAGGAAUGAAUGCAUCCCAAGCCUAUGAAUACUUUGUCCUACGGGCUCAGGAAAUAGCAUUAUCACAUGGAUACGAAUGCAUUAACUGGGAAGAGACCUUCAGAACCUUUGGCGAUAAAUUAAACCGAAAAACUGUGGUGCACAACUGGCUUGAUGUUGGUACUGCGGCGCGAGUGGUUGCAGCAGGGUUGAGGUGCAUUGUAAGCCGCCAAGAUAAAUGGUAUUUGGACCAUUUGAAUACCUUUUGGCCUGAAUUCUAUUCAUAUGAACCACUCACUAACAUCACAGACCCCAAGCAACAAGAAUUGGUUAUUGGGGGAGAGGUAUGCAUGUGGGGUGAAACAGUUGACGGUUCCGAUAUCGAGCAAACCAUAUGGCCGCGUGCUGCUGCCGCUGCAGAGAGGCUGUGGACACCAUAUGAGAAGCUAGCCAAGGAUCCUGCCCAAGUCAUUGGUAGGUUGACACAAUUCAGGUGUUUGCUGAAUCAGAGAGGAGUAGCUGCUGCCCCAUUGACCGGUUACGGUCGAGGUGCCCCACACGAGCCAGGUUCCUGCUACAUGCAAUAAAAAUCAACCGGAUACCCUUUUUAAUUGAUCAGAGUCGGCCCUGAGCUAAAGCUUGAGGUGCGGCCGCUUUAAGCCUCUUAAAAUUUACAAAUGUUAGGGCCCGACCUACUUUGGUACUACUUACAAUAGUCCAACAAAAGACAAACAUCACCUUUAAUCUUCGCUUUAGUUUCCCGAAAAGUCAGGGCCAGCUCUGUAAAUCGAUUGGGGUUAGUGGGAUAUGGUUUAUCUACUGUGAGAGUUGAUCACUCAAUGUACUACUUUUUGGCCCAUGGCGUUUCAUGCCAGGUACUGAGGCAGGUUGGAGGCGCAGUACCCGCAGGAAGAAGACGCAGUAGCUGAGAUAGAGAAUCCUGAGAAGUCAAACUUCCAUACUAAAUUAUGUUUUGCUACUCUAAUUAUCUUGUUUAAUUAAUAGAAAUCUUGAUUAACAUGCUUGAGAGAAGAGAUCAGUUCCAUCACAAUUCCAUCACCAGUGAAACUUUACACCCCAUCACCAAUCUCUUUGAUGCAUCACCGAACUAUAGUACUAGCCCCUAAGCUCCAAUUAUAGAGAUGGACGGAAAAUGGUAGAUGGUAGUGUGUUCGUUGACGAGGGAUUGCAGAUGGCUUAUUCGCGCUUUUGACUUGAUUCGCUCCGUACAAGGCCUGAGACAGAAGGAUGAAGCUUUUGGUCAGAGGUGUUGGCCGGGGUUUCUAAUAAUCAGACGAUUUUCAAGAAUGGGGAGCAGAUUGGGUCAGAUUGGAUUCCAAAAAGGUUUUGCUGGAUGGAGGAAGAGUUGGGAAGCGGAGACGGUAGUGGCCGCGGCGUGUUGUUGCUUAUAUAACGGUCAUCUCGUGUGCUCAUGUGUAUACGCACGAAUUUUAAAUGGUAACAUUGAGAUUAUACUUAUUUUGAAUUGAAUUGAAUUGAAACAUGCAAUUCUACGUAGAGGAUGAAUCAAAGAAUGUUUUGUGCCAUGAUAUUAGGAACUUAUUUUAUACUAGUACAGCUAAUUCUAAGAAUAUACUUGUGUAGCUUU